CAAAUGCUGAUUGAAAAUAAUUUGACGGGAUGCAUGAUACACCCUACUUUAGAUAUUUUGUACACAUUAAUUGACAAAAUCGUUUCACUCAUCAAAACUUGUCUGUAAAUAUUGACGUAUAUGAUGUCUACCUCAUCACUUGCAGGCAUGGCAGGAGAACUGCAAGGUCUCAUAUCAUAUAUUGUGGAGGCUUUGAAACGGUGGUUUUAUUUCGUUAAAUUUGGAAGUGAAAUGGCUGCUACAAGAAGUAUUGAGAGCUAUGUGUCUGACAUCUGCAAAUAUAUUGAUGAAUUGGACUACAGGAAUUUGAGCGACGUUUACGAAACCCUGCACAAAAUGAGGGCUAGUUUAAAGGAUAAACAUUACCUAAACUACUGGAAAGUGCUUCAAUGUAUCGGAGAGGUAGCUGCCAACAAACUGAUCUACAUGGUGGUCAAGAGUCCACAAGCCUGUUGUAGAGAGCAUCGGGUAUCCCACCUUCUGCACGUGAUUGGAUUUUUCAGUGAGUGCUUGACAACAGUGGCCUUCAUUAAGAGAAUUAAUACCUACAAGAUCGAUCUUCUCCCAGUCAUUUUCUCAGCUUUAGAACAAAGAGAAUACCCAGAACUUGUUAGGAAGGGUUUUGUUGUGUUGUAUAGAAUGAUCAUUGUGGGAAAAUCAACACUAGUGGCUCCGUACCUGAAGCAUGGAAUCAUCAGGCAUAUAUUUCAGCAAAUCAAGUGUCGACAGGGAGCUUUUGGGAUUUAUUGUCUUGAAGCCGUUUCCUACUGUGCCAAAAUUCUAGCAGCUUUACUGCAACUUGGUGACAAAGAGGCAAGGAAGUCUAUUCUGAAGUCCAAUGUAAUAAACGAACUGAAUGUGUAUGUGGUGAAACUGAAGAAAUCAAAGAUAGAUUUGGAAGGAGUAAAAGACGUCUUGCAAUUCCACGACCGUGUAAGAAUCCUCACAAGCGGCUUCUAUAGCCAAUUGAAACCUGAGGAAUGGAUUCCUAAAGAUAAACUCAUGGAAGAGCUUGAUCAGUUUUUGGAAGUUUUCAUCUUCUGUUCUUCGCCUGCGUGUCGGAAGCUGGAGACACAGAAUGAGAAGUUUUUGUACUGCGGCCAGUGUAAGUUGUCGAGGUACUGUUCUCCCCAUUGCCAGAAACAACAUUGGAAACAGGGCCACAAGGUAAUGUGUUUACGUGAUCAUGGACCUAACUUGUAAUGACUGCCGACCAAUCAGAACAAGUGAUCCAGAAGCAACACUGGAAACAGGACCACAAGGUAAUGUGUUUACGUGAUCAUGAACCUGACUUGUAAUAACUGCUGACAAAUCAGAAUAAGUGAUCAAUAGACUUGGAAUGGAAUAUGGAAAUGUGAAACAACCCAAGAUUGAAGAACUUGCUAAAGUAUGCAGAAUUACUCUUUUGAUAACUGACCAGUCUCAAGUUUAGAAGGAGUGGAGGCAGAGAUGAUUUGAUUUGUUUGUAUUGCAUACUCAAGCAGAUGAGUUAAUAUUGGCAUUGCAAUGAAAAAAGGAUGUGGAGGAUAUUUUGCAUGAUUAAAAGAACUUACUGGUAUUGCAUAAGCAUGAUAAGUAAACAGUAUUAUGAAUGGUCAAAAAUGUGUUCAUCAAUGAUCCUUACAUUUGCUUUCACGUUUGUAAACAUAAGUUUCUUUAUGAACUGUAGUGCUUGAAAUUUAGUGGUAGUUAUAGAUUUAAGAUUAGAUUAUCAAAUUUUAGUGCUAGAUUUUUAGUUGUAGUUUUAGACUUUUUAAGAUUUUGAAAGUUUUAAAAAGAUAAUGUAUAUUUCUCUUUUUGCUUGCCUUAAUCAGAAAUUAAAAAUUAAAAAUAUAUCUUUAUGCGAUUUGUAUUAGUUAUUAUAUUUUAAAAAUUACACUGUCUUUAAAAGUGUUUAAAACCAAGUUCUGGUUUGUGGCCGGGAAUCCAAGUUUUAUUUUACCAAUUUCUUAUGUCAACAGAGUUUGUCAAAAAUGCAUGUAAAUAAUCAAAUAUAUAUAUAUUUCAAAAUUAUCAAAAAAACAGCUGUUCAAAUUUCCAUGAAGUAGUUUAAAAGAUAAUUAUGAUACCUGUGAUACCAUCAUCAGGGUUUGCAAAAUAAAUGAUGAGUAACUUU
Molecule: messenger RNA, 2116 nt
Organism: Magallana angulata
Lineage: Eukaryota; Metazoa; Mollusca; Bivalvia; Ostreida; Ostreidae
Exons: 2
Coding region: 121-1203 (360 amino acids)
Source: RefSeq, a predicted model, not a curated record